ACCGAUUGCACAUCGCGUGAAAAGUUCUUUAGUGCUGGCAAACACGUUUGGUAGCCCGGCAUAAUUUGAUUUGAUUUUCCUGCUUCAAAAAUAUCUGACUACUUCCUCUUAUUGAGAACUGUGUUACGCCACAAGAAACAUUCAACGUCACGCGAGAAGGAAAGCUAGACUAAAGCUAAAGAGGUAGGUAUUUUCUUUGUUGUAUAUUCUCGCUUAACUAAAUGCAUUUCCUUUUUUGCGUUCUUUUUAUUGCGGUAAACUGAAGACUUGAGCUUGUAGGUGAUUGUAGGUGAUUUGUAUUGGGCUAAACGUUCACUGACAGAUAAACUCGUAACGAAGGCUUUGCUUAGGGCUGACAAUCGAUGGCCGGAAUCGAAACGUCACUAAAAUGGCUAAAAACGUUACGUUUAUAACGUUUCUGUUACAAACGAAUCGCGCCUAACAUGUUGUGGUAUAUUACAAGGGGACUCUUUGAAAAACGCGAACUGUUUGAUAAAUUUCGCUUCAAAUGGUAGUCCAGCUCGGCUUCAACGCAGUCGGCCGCUUGUAACACUGAAUGUGCUGACUCUGAAAUGUCAUAAACCAAUAUAAAUUAAUGGUCUUAAGAAGGGACUGGCUUAUUUUGAAUAAAGGUGUUUUAAAAAGUAUAGAUUCCUCCUGAGUUUAAAGGUGAUACCCCAGUACCCUCUUUUUUUUUUCUAUAAGAAUAAAUUUUAUUAGAAUAUGGAGGCUAAAAUUUGCUAAAGUUUAAGAGUAUUUUAAGAAUAAACCCCAGGCUGAGGUUUUAAAAAGGAUAUAAUUUUGUGUGUUCAAAAAGUGUAAAUACACUGAGACAUGCAGCUUCGGCAUAUUUUGACAAUUUUUAACAUCUAUUCCGCCCUGUAUUAACAGCCAUCCUUCAUGGGAACAUUUACCAUUUGCAUGCAAACUGAGAGGAAUUAUCCCCAUUUUUUAUGACCAUGUUGAAUUAAGCUCUAGCACCAUACCUGUCGUGUAAAUUUGGCGGUCAAAAGCAAAGAUUUAUUGUAGAUUGGGCUAGAACUGUUUGUAAUUGGAUGUAUUUGUUAAUAAAUGCUUCUAUCUGUUCUUGAUUAUAGAAGAUUCUUCACAUACCUGAAUUACAUCAUCCUGUGCGCAGUGAAAUGACCAUUGAUAAAAUGCCUGUUUUGUAAUUUUGAGUGUGGUGCCGUCUCAGACAGACUACACUAUUGUUUAUAAGAAUGUUUUUUUCUCUGCCUAGGCUGAAUAUUCGUAUUUUUCUGCCGAUUUUAGGUUGAAAUAUUCUUGUAUUAUUCUUAAAUUAUAGCUUAUGACAUUUCCGUUUUAGAAUGUAUUGGGGUAUCAAGUAUAGUUAGUGCAGUUUUUUUCGUCUUGUUGGCAGGUUUUGCGUUGAAAGAAUAGAAUAAGUUGAAAACAUAUAAUUGUAUUGUGCAGUCGUCGGCCCCGUUUAGGUUUGACUCGUUAAGAUUAAGAGAUUACUCGUAUAAUUGAGAGUCAACAAAUUGCGAUGGCAACUUAUUUACGUCUUAAAUGAGCUCUGAAAAGACAAAGAAACUCUGUUGCUGUACUCUAACAUGAGUCACGUUUGAGUAAUAUUUGAAAAUGCUAGAGUUUGUACUGGCUGUGUAGAAUUGCACGUAUGAUUGACUCGCUGCGCCUUAAAUCAUUUCCGUCAGUGCUUCCGUCAUCUUUCUUGUAAAUCAGAAAACGGGUGUAAAACCCCACUACAGUUCAUGGAAUAAAUUGCAUUUUUAGAAGCAUUGACCCCUGAUCCCUCAUUAAUUAGGACAUCCCUUCAGUUUCCUAAAAUCAGGAGCCAAGCACUAUCUACUAAAACACCACUUGUUCUCAAACUUUCCCGUUUACUGCCAGGAAUUACUCAGUGCUCUUUUGUUGCGGUACUUUGUCGUAGUACGACAGAACAAUACUGUGAUCUAACUGCUCUCUUCUCCACAGAGGCUCCAGCUGGAUGCAUUCCAAAAACCUAAUUAUUACAAAAAAUAAGGUACUAAGCGCGGGACGAAGGAAAAGGCAGCAUCCUCAAGGCUUCUUCCUUCUUUCUCCCCCUUCGCACCCGCCCCAGCUAGGGCGCUUUAUUUUCCUCUCCCCUACCUCCCUGAGAUUUAAAGAGACCUCUGGGGAGAAGAAAAGACCUACAGUACUACCGUAAGUAACCAAAAGGUUGGAGAUUCCAAACGCCCCAUCCCCUCCCCUCCCUUUAACCAAGUGAAUUCGGAUAACGUUUUCGGGUGCUUUCCACAAGCAGGUUAUGUUGCUUUCUUUUUUCCAUUAUUUCUUCAUCCAGGUUUGCAACUGGCCUUAACGCAUUUUGUGUCUGUGAGAAACAGCAAUGGCAAACAAUACAACUGACGCUAACGAGCAAGGAAUGUCAUGUAUUCUCACCGAAGAUCCCAUGGAGGCAAAAAUCUGCAAAGCACUAGCUUACUCUCUUCUUCUCGUCUUCUCUCUUCUUGGAAAUACCUUGAUCAUCAUGGUCGUCUGUAGAGAUGACAAAAUGAAGACGACCACGAACCUACUCAUUGUAAACAUGGCAGUUUCCGAUCUUUUGGUUCCCGUCUUCGCCAUGCCUUGGGCAAACGUCGAGAUAUUCUACGGAAAUCUCCGAUGGCUUAUCGAUGGCGCGUUUGGGGAGGCUCUUUGCAAGCUCACAGCGUUUUUUCAAGAUAUAUCGACGGCAGUAUCAGUUCAGAGUUUGGUCGUCAUUUCCGUGGAACGCUUUUACGCCGUGUGGUUUCCAUUAAAAGCGAUUCGUAUCAAACCAAGAGUAAAAUACGUUAUUUUAUUCAUAUGGUCCACUUCAUUACUAAUUCACGUCCCAUAUCUGUACGGUUUCAGAAUAGGGACAUUUAAUGGACAAACCUACUGUUAUGUGGCUUGGUCGCGCCCUGUAACAAAAAUCGUCUUCUUGCUAUUGAUAAUAAUAAUAUAUAUAAUACCUCUAGGGGUGAUAACAACUCUGUAUAGCCUGAUAGUCCAGAAGCUUAGAGGACAAUCAUUCUAUGGGGUGAGAAACUUAGUAAUCCACUUUAGUCAGCGAGAAAAGAGAAAUCGCAAUGUUUUAAAGAUGUCACUGGCAAUCAUUGUAGUGUUCUUUCUCUCAAUGUCCCCGUUUGUUGUAUAUCUCUCAAUUGAUAUAUUCAGUGAUGGAAGAGUGUGCCUUUCGAAGAACUUUCGCUUCAUUACUCAAUAUCUUGUCCAUUGUAACGGUGCCUUAAACUUUUUUACUUACUUUACUUUUAAUCAAAGCUACCGUCGUGGUGUCUCCAAAAUACUUUCCCGAGUUUUUUGUCCUUGUUUUUCCUUCUUUGGACGAAGAAAGGAAGUAGACCUAAGUCACCAUCUUCAGGGCUUAGAGUCUUACGGAUCGCAUGCAACUAUUAACACUGGAUUGGACUGUGACAGUAAGAAUAUUGUCCUCACUAGAGUUUUUUCACUGGAGAAAUCG
This is a messenger RNA of Porites lobata, 3466 nucleotides long. NCBI's taxonomy places the organism in Eukaryota, Metazoa, Cnidaria, Anthozoa, Scleractinia, Poritidae. The record is from the annotation of a GenBank genome assembly.